Verruconis gallopava is the source of this 2217-nucleotide messenger RNA. RefSeq lists its product as uncharacterized. The transcript is spliced from 3 exons. Bases 129 to 1844 code for a protein of 571 amino acids. The record is from RefSeq and is a predicted model, not a curated record. NCBI's taxonomy places the organism in Eukaryota, Fungi, Ascomycota, Dothideomycetes, Venturiales, Sympoventuriaceae.
AUCAUCGGCACGUCGAACGCGCCAUGCGAGCAUUGGGACGAGGGCCAUAGCCGCCCACAAAAAGCGGUCAUAGUCCCUCUCUGUUCUCCGUGAUCUUUGCAUCCCAACUACCUCACGCUCGAGACAUCAUGGUCUUUCCGUUCGAUUACUUCGCCCACAAGCGAGACUGCAAACGAAAGCAAGAUGAACGCAGCGCCAAAAUUGCGUCCUUGCCCACCCCGUACUUAACUUCGUUCACGGAGGUUGAGAAACAGAUUCAGACCACGCCCAUCGAAAAACUGGUCGAGGGCGUGCACAGCGGCUCAAUCAAGCCCGUCGACAUACUCCGAACGUAUGGCAAAGCCGCCGUGAAAGCACAUCGCAAGACGAAUGCUCUCACUGAAAUUCUUUUUCCAGAGGCUGAGAAGUGGCUGCAAGAUGGCAGCGUUAAUCUCAAGGGCCCGUUGGCGGGCAUCCCUGUGAGUUUGAAAGACAGCAUUGCCGUCGGCGGCUGGGAUGUCUCCGUGGGAUAUUCAAGGUACACGGGAAAGCCUUACAAGGAAGACGGCCCGAUGGUCAAGCUUCUGAAGGAGGCGGGUGCUGUCCCCUUCGUUAAGACUGCAUUGCCCAUCACGCUGCUCAGCUUCGAGAGCACCAACGACGUCUGGGGUCAGGCGAAGAAUCCACACAAUCCAGACUACUCGCCUGGAGGCUCUACUGGAGGUGAGGGUGCUCUCCUUGCUUCUGGAGCGAGUAUCAUUGGGGUCGGCUCAGAUGUCGCCGGGUCGGUCCGUGUGCCGGCCCACUUCUCUGGCUGCUAUUCGUUACGAUGUUCAACUGGCCGGUGGCCCAAGAUGGGCAUGAACACUUCGAUGCCUGGUCAGGAGGGGAUCCCAAGUGUUUUCAGUCCGAUGGCUUGGAAUCUGAACGCUUUGAUCUACUUCACGCGCAAUCUAAUCAAGAUGAAGCCUUGGCGGCUGGAUUAUAGUGUCCAUCCUCUCGAGUGGAGAGACAGCAUGGAGCAAGAUUGGCGAGAAAAGAAGACGCUGAAGGUUGGUGUCUUGCGAGACGAUGGCGUGGUUACUCCCUCGCCAGCUUGCGCGCGGGGACUCGACAUGGUUGCCGAGUCUCUCAAGUCACACGGACACACUGUCAUCGACGUUUCUCCACCUUCACCGUACGAAGCCCUGGUCAUUGCCUCGCAGCUGCUCAACGCAGAUGGUUGUACCACUUUCAAAUCGGUGUUCCGGACGGGGGAAAGUGACGAUCCCGGAGCAGCGCAGAUGGGAUUCUACAUGCGCUUGCCACGUUUCAUCAAGAAGAUAUACUACUGGUACGUUAAAUACAUUAAACGUGACGACAUCUGGGCUGGGCUGUUGAAGGACUGGCAUCCCAAGACGGCUGCAGAAAAUUGGCAAUUGGUGAGCAAGAGGGAGGCUUACAAGAAUCGAUGGCAUGAGUGGUGGAACCAAGAGGGGCUGGAUAUCCUAAUUACCGUGCCCAACGCCACACCUGCUGUGCCGCAUGGCGGUAUGAAAGACGCUGUCAGCAGCUGCGGCUAUACAUUCUUGUUCAACUUGCUCGACUAUACCGCUGGUGUCAUGCCGGUCACCAAGGUAGACCCGUCCAAAGAUAUGCUGCCCGCAGAUUUCAAACUCAACAGGCUGAAUGGCGUGGCAAGAGGCGCGUACGUGCAUUAUGAUGCUGUCAAGAUGGCCGGCCUGCCAGUCGGCGUUCAGGUUGUGGGGCGAAGACUGGAGGAGGAAAAGGUGCUUUCGGUGAUGUCUAGGAUUCUGGACAUGCUCGAGGAAGACGGUAAGGCAUACGAGCUAAUGUAUCCCUAUAAGGAGGAUGAGAAGCUGUAGCAGGCCUGUUGCGGGACGGGCAGGCCGCGGUCGUAGGAGCAGCGGAGGCGGUGGCCGUCCGAACGGUCAGGACGGUCGAGCAUAUCGAUACGCCAGCGUUGUGGCACGUGCUCUAGUUCUACUGUUCGUGCCCCAGCGGCUGCAGCCAGACAGAUCUGCUGAAGAUUGAAGGCGUCCGCAAGCACGUCGGCUUCGUGUAGAAAUAGUAGUAAUAUGCUGUGGGCAAGCCAUGCCAACGUCCAUUCGGCAGAGAAAGAGUGAAUCGAGCCGGCUGUAAUGUUCAGGAGGUGUUCUGAGACGCGCUUUCGACUCCGCCUUACCCCGACUUUGCCUUGGAGGUAGAGAAUGGCACUAAGCUGGGCGUCGUCGUCGC